UUCACACAGUGUCGGCUGGUUCACACAUAAAACCAACAUCAUCCACGUAAACAGGGCAGGUUGUUUUGUUUCCAUAAACCAUGCGUCGCCUUCCCGGCUUCCUUCCUGGACCUUGUCAUUAAUUGCAGAAUUAAAUAACACUUUCCUGAGCCCGACAUCUGGAGAGCAUGAGUUCAGGAAAAGGUGUUGCUCUCCAAGCUCCCUCCAUUUAGUUGCUGACGAGAAGAUCAAAGUCGGCGGCCAUUCUUUCCAUGUCGAGCUUUUAAAGUUACAAAUUUGCGCCACACGUGCUCAGUAGGUCCUUUGUCUGCUACUGGAUAAUAGUGGGAGGACGCCGACUGCGAGAACCACCUGACUAUUAUCAGGCUCUCAGGGUUGAUUGAACCCCUUUUCAGAAUUAAAGAUGCCGGGAAAAGGGCAAUGAUCGCUCACAGCUUUCACAAAACAGCAAACAGUGCAGCUUUUUAUUCCCAUCUAAUGGCUCCAGUUUGCUGAUCCAACGAAAUAAAUGGGAUUAUUACUUAUGUGUCACAGUAUAUCUCAGCACCACUUUAUAUCAGCUGCCUCAAAGAACUUGUUCUAGGAAAGGAAACUACUCAACUGUUUGUGAAAUCAUGACAUACUGUCAUCCAGGAAAUGGAAGACAGUUAGAAAUAAUCAUGCGAUUAGGUAAGAGUCAAAAAAUGAGAUACUUCAGUGAAUGAUUUUCUUGUGAAAUAUUGCAAUCAUGACCAGCCACUUUAUCCGUUUAGAUUUUGCCAUUUUCUCUUAGACGUAGACAGGACUUUAUUGAUCCCUUUGGGGUUACUCCCUCCAGGAAAUUUACAUUUCCAGCAGCAAUAGAUGCAAGAAAGGGCAUGCAGUCAGGAAGAGCAUCACACAGAAAAAUAAAAAUAAAAAUAAAAAUAAAAAUGAAUAAAAAUAUAAAAUAAAAAUUAAACUACAUUAAAAUAGGUUAUUGCACCUUUUAAUCGUCUUGAUAAAAGUAAAGUGAAAAGAACACAACUGACACGUUUUUCUCAUUAUGAAGAAAUAAGUAGAAUCAGACCUCAAGUUAUUCAACUCUUAAACCCUCCCAGUAUACUCUGCUCGAAAUAGGCUUGCUUUCACUUUCUACGACUGCUUUCCUGCUCUGCUUCUGCCACACAGUGACAUUCCUGUAAUGAAUGAACCAUAUCAUAUUUCAGAGUCUUUUCCCCUGGCCUUCCGGACAAGCUAAUCCGUUCAUCAUCUAUUGUUGUGUUGUAUGAAAUUUUAAAUACGAUUUUUGGAUCUUGGUGCUAUUAACAGAGGUGCCAAGAUAUUGGUCAACCAUCAGUAGCUAAAGCAGUUCUAAGACAUGGAAACAAACAAACAAACAAACCCCAAGAUGCUCAAUGAAAGGCCUUUGUCUAUCGUAUUUGCUACUUGGGAAGGUGGCUUGUUACAUAAAUCCAUCUCAGUAUGUGUCAACAGUAACAGAACAAAGAAAAGCAGAUGAAAGCAUGCAACUUCUAUGACAGAUAGAAGCUGUCUACAGUGCAGAAGACUGGAGACUCUUUCUCCACCAGUGUAAUGUAAUUUCUUGCUGUGAUUAAAAACAUAUGGAGCCAAUAAUGCUGGUCUUUCGUCGACAAACCUGAAGACAAUUCUUGGUUGGUCCAGGAUUUUCUCUAUAAGCAUUUCAAUGUCCCUCUAAAUGUUGAAUAAUUGUUGUGUCAUGGAGUGGAUUAGCGUCAGGUUGUAGAUUUGUGCUUCAAAUCCGGAACCAAUACUGUGUUUUGAUUAAACCUUACUUUGCUAUCAUAGUGUCUUUCAGAGCACAAAGUUUCGGGGGGACUUACAUUUUAAUAUUAAGCGUCAGUUGGGGUGAUUUAUUGUCUGUGCAGGUUUGAGGAAACGUUACUAAGCUGGUGUGACUUCUCACCGCUGUGAAGUCAAUGGCCUCAUUCAUGGUGUCGCUGUGCGUGUUUGUGCAUGUGUGCGUGUGUGUAAGUGAAAGUCAGAGUGAGAAGACGGGUGCAGGGGGUCGUCUCAUAUUUAACCUGUAACUUGAGAAGCCGAUAACAAGGACUGGGUGAAGAAUGAGAGUGUGUGUGUUUAGCGUGUGUCCAACAUGGAGUGACUAGGAAGCUUUUGUCUCCCCUUCCUCAAGCCCCAUUCCCUCCUGAUCUCCCUGGGAAAUUCACCUCAAUAUUUUUCCUUCUCUCUUUUCGUCAUUAUUCAUAGGUCUGCGAGUUUGGGAGGAGGGUGAAAAUGAAGUGAACAAGAGGGAGGAGAAAUCCCAGGCAGCUAGAGAAAGAGGGAGAAAAAAGCUAUAACCCCUCAGCCAGACUUUCCCUGCUUAUUCAGCGCUGUGUGCUGCACUGCGCCGUUUCCACUUGUGGGAUGUUAACAUUUGCCUCUGGCUGCGCUCCUCCCCGCUCUCGGACUCACAUUAAGACAUUUUUAUGCUCAUUUUGGAGGAGGAGGAGUGAGAGCGCGGCCAGAUCUAUUAGCCCGGAGCUUAAAACACACACACUCUGCUGACAGCCUUCUCCAGCUGAGUCUUUUUCCAGAGAACGCGCUCUGCUGCUGGUGGAAAGGACAAUGCAGCACUGAAACAUCAGCUGCCAAAUCCCCCUAAAAGUGAAAGAGAUUCAAACAGGAUGGCCACCGCAGUGUUUCAGGUGUCAUCAUCCUGUGUUCCAGCAACAAACUACGAGCUGGUGGCGAGCAGUGACCUUCCCCUCAAACAUGUAGACACCAUGGGAUCGACAAAAUCCUCAAAGAGCAUCGAGUCAAGACGACGACCGUCAAGGAGCGUGAGUCUGCUGCAGGCGCUGGAGGAGAACUAUGAGCUGGACCUCAUCUACAUCACAGAGAGAAUCAUCGCCGUCUCCUUCCCCAGCAGCGUGGAGGAGCAGAGUUACGCCGCCAACCUGCGUGAGGUGGCCUCCAUGCUGCGCUCCAAACAUGGACACAACUACCUGCUUUUCAACCUCAGUGAGAAACGCUACGACAUCAGUCAGCUGAAUCCAAAGGUGCUGGACUUUGGCUGGCCGGACCAUCACGCUCCUGCUCUGGAUAAAAUCUGCAGCAUCUGCAAAGCCAUGGACACGUGGCUCAGCGCCGACAGCCACAAUGUUGUGGUGAUACACAACAAGGGCAACAGAGGGAGGACCGGUGUAGUGGUGGCCGCGUACAUGCACUACAGCAACAUCUCCGCCAGUGCCGACCAGGCUCUGGACCGAUUUGCGAUGAAGCGUUUCUAUGAAGACAAAGUGCUUCCUGUCGGUCAACCAUCGCAGAGGAGGUAUGUGGAGUACUUCAGCGGUCUGCUCUCCGGACUCAUCAAGAUCAACAACAAACCUCUGUUCCUCCACCACGUCAUCAUGCACGGCAUCCCCAACUUCGAGUCCAAAGGCGGCUGCCGUCCCUUUCUGAAAAUCUACCAGGCCAUGCAGCCCGUUUACACAUCUGGGAUCUAUAACGUCCAGGGAGACAGUCAGACCAGCAUCUGCAUCACCAUUGAACCGGGGCUUCUUCUGAAAGGAGACAUCCUGCUCAAGUGCUACCACAAGCGCUACCGUGGCUCCAGCAGAGACGUGAUCUUCCGGGUGCAGUUCCACACGUGUGCAGUUCACGACUUGGGGAUUGUUUUUGGGAAAGAUGAACUGGACGAGACGUUCAAGGAUGAAAGAUUCCCAGAAUAUGGAAAAGUGGAGUUUAUAUUUUCGUUCGGUCCGGAGAAGAUUCAUGGUCAAGGUAUGGAUCAGCUGGAGAACGGGCCGAGCGUAUCGGUGGACUACAACACCCAGGACCCCCUGAUCCGCUGGGACUCUUACGAAAACUUUAACCAGACCUGCGAGGACUCCACAGACGAUGUCAUUCACACACAGGGCCCGCUGGAUGGUAGCCUUUACGCCAAAGUCCGCAAAAAGGAAUCUGUCGAAGGAGCCGUCACAGUAAAUGGACUUCCUCCGACGGCCAUUGAACAUUCCCUGCCGGCGGUCGACCACGCCCUGUCUGUGAGCAGCGACUCAGGGAAUUCAACGGCUUCCAUUAAAACUGACCGAACGGAUGAAGUAGCAGCAGCGGCGGCCUCACAGAGCAACACCACCAGCCAGACACAUGUCCCCGUAAACAGCGAUCCUACAGCAGGGCGCCAACAAACCCCAGCUGCUCCUCAGCCGAUCAGUCCGCAGGAGAAGCAGGAGCUGGAGCAGCUGCUGAGUGGGCUCGAGGGGCCCAUGCACCAACACGGCUACCUUUCCUCACCAUCAUCUGCCGUCGGCGGGAUGCUUCACCUGGUGCCCGCCCAGGUCCACGUCAACGGUCACAGCAGUCUUGACCGUGAAACUGAUAUUUUGGAUGACGAACUUCCAGCAAGUCACGAAGGCAACAGUGUGGACAGUCUGGGGACAUUCUCCUCCACCGAAGGUCGAGCCACACCUGCUGAGCUCUACUACCAGUCUGAGUCGGUCAUUAACGGCCAGGAUUUACCGUAUCUUGAGCGCAGUUUUCCAGAAAAAACAUUGGAAACAGUUCAGACACCAGUGCGCUCUCCUGACAAACAAGUCAUCAUGAGCCAAAGUGAAUCUGCUCCCUCUGGGAAUUACCUUGCCCAUCAGAAUGGCAGUAUGCACCGCUCACGGUCGUUCGGUGCCGAGCCACAGUUGAUGCCACCGGCACCAACGCGUACAACCAGCAGCAGGGAAGCGGUUCAACGUGGUCUUAACGUAUGGCAACGAUUCGGCGUACCGGAAGAACCUGUAACUGAAGGAGUUACUUUUAGCCCGCCUCCGUCGAUGCCCGUGUUGCCGAGCCACCACAGCCUGCCGCAGUUUCCUCAUCGCCACAGCGCCUCCCAACAAGAAAUCGAACAGUCAAUCGAAACCCUUAAUCUCCUCAUGAUGGACCUAGAACCCAGUCGCUCACGUGUGCCAAAGUCCCAGAGUGCACCAGUGAGAGAGGAGAACGUGGUCACAAUACAGCCGUCCUUCUCCCAGAACCAAAGUAGACCCUUGGGUGAAGCCCACUUAUCCGGGCACAUGAUACCAGCUCAGAUGCCAACCAGUAAGUCAAGUACCCCAGAGACUGCAAUUCAGGGAUUACAUUCAACCGGGACCACAGCAUCGCUACAAGCAACCACAGUUGUACCCAGCCACUUCCAACACAAACCCGGAUACUCAUCAAGCUCCUCACCUCAGACCACUGAAGUCUCGGAGCCCCAGCAACGGGAUUGCGAACCAGAUGAGGUGUUCAACGUCGAAGGCCUGGUGGCUCAAAGAGUAGCGGAAUACUCGGCUCGAGCUCAGAGUGUCGUUCCAAACACUUCUCAGUCCGAGCCCCGUCGCUCUCACUCCACCUCUGGAGUCCAGGCUCGAACGUUGUCGUUGGAUGAGCCAGCGACUUGCCAACGCGUCAACAGUGACAGCCAGUUUCAGAACGGUCCUGACGACGCCGCUGAUGUCCCACUUCGCUCCCCGAUUCGCUGCGUCUCUCCAGAAUUCGUCAACGCCAUCGCCUUGAACCCAGGAGGGCGACCCAAAGAGAGGCACAUGCACAGCUACCGCGAGGCCUUCGAGGAGCUGGACGGUGGACCUGUCAGCCCAACUGCCACAGUUGGUGGUGAGGUGUCUCCCAAAACCCCUGCCUUUCCCAUCUCGCCACAAACCCCUUACCUCAACCUGUGUCGGUCUCCUCCCGGCCUUGCCAAGACUCCACUGUCUGCGCUCGGACUGAAACCUCAUAACCCUGCGGAAAUCCACCUCAAUCAAACCGGCUCGGACGAUGAGAGCAGUGAACCAGAGGCAGCUCCAAGAAGCUAUGUGCAGUCUGUUGCACGUUCAGCAACGGUUGGAGAUGCACCAACCUUUCCUCAGAGUCAGAGUCCACCAGGGGAGCCUUCAGCGCCGCCCUUGUCCAGCAGUAGCCCCAUCCAGUCACUGCAGGGCGAUCAACCAGCCGCUGAGAGCAGCGUGAGCACUCCGUCCCAACCCACUACUGAUUCUGGCUUCCGCUCCCACACAGCUGACAGCUCCUACCCCACUCCAACUCCAACUCCAUCGUACCAAGCGCCCACUACUCCCACAUCGUCCUAUCUGGACUCCAGUUCUCCAACCUCCUCGUACCUUGACACCACCACACCUCUGUCUUCCUAUGUUGGCCACACUGCUCAACCCAGGAGCUAUAUCACCACAGACUCUACGAUGCCCAAUUCAGAACUGUCCCAGUUGAGUCACGGCAGUCCCCGUGCACAGCACCGGAUGAACAUUCUGAGCUCCCCGUAUAACACCGUCCUUCAGCAGCACCCCAGUACUCCUCAGGAUAGUUCCUUCAUUGGUCAGCAGACAGCACCAGCUAAUGGUUUUGAGGGCUGUGUCAUGGGGCUGAAUGGUAGUCCAAUUCUCAGUCGCGGUUUGUCUCAAGGAGUCCAAAGUAACAGAGUUCUGAACAGACAAGGAUCUUUCGGACAGGAGUCCCAGAGAAGUCCAGUCCUCAGCAGACAGCCGUCGCUCGGCCAACCCUUGCAAGGCAGCCCAGUACUCAGUCGACAGCCAUCUCUGGGGCACCCCCAAGGAAGCCCAGUGUUGGGGCGUCACCCAUCCGUAUCACAAGUGUCGCAGAGAAGCCCAAGCUUGGACCGCCACCCCAUGCACAGUGGCUAUACCACACCAGAUGAGAGGCAUGGUAACCUGUCCCGCCAGAGCAGCUCCUCCGGCUACCAGGGACCACCAACACCGUCAUUCCCCAUAUCUCCUGCUGGCUACCAGGAUGGAAUGACCAUGGGUAUGGUGUUCAGACAAGGGAGUCCCGCUCCUGUUUUUCAGCCACAGCUCCCGGAGAAAAGACGCAUGUCAAGCGGCGACAGACCAAAUGGAAUGCUGUCGUACAGCUCACUCAAUGGGAAGAUGAUGUCUCCCACGCUGAGCUACUUCCACACCCUCUCUGACUUCUCCAGGUUCAACAUGUCUGAUGGAAGUCCUGAGAGCAGGUUAAAUGUCAAGUUUGUCCAAGACACGUCCAAGUUCUGGUACAAGCCGGAUAUAUCCAGGGAGCAAGCAAUCAACAUGUUGAGAGAGCGUGAGCCUGGAGCCUUUGUUAUUCGGGACAGCCACUCUUUCAGGGGAGCUUAUGGUCUGGCUAUGAAGGUGGCGUCCCCCCCGCCCACCGUGCACCCGAGCAAGAAAGGUGACAUCACCAAUGAACUGGUGCGCCACUUCCUGAUCGAGAGCAGCCCAAAAGGAGUGAAGCUGAAGGGCUGUCCCAACGAACCCUACUUCGGCUGUCUGUCGGCGCUGGUCUACCAACAUGCCAUUACACCACUGGCCCUGCCCUGCAAGCUGCUCAUCCCCACGACCGACCUGAUCGAGGAAGCGCCCGAGGUGGCGACGACCAAUCCUGUGGUGGAGCGGCUGAAACAAGGAGCAGCAUGCAACGUGUUCUACAUCAACUCCGUUGAGAUGGAGUCGCUGACGGGACCUCAGGCAGUGGCCAAGGCCAUAUCGGAGACUUUGGGCGCCGCCUCUGCUCCGGCCGCCACCGUCGUGCACUUCAAGGUGUCGUCACAAGGCAUCACGCUGACCGACAACCAGAGGAAGCUGUUCUUCCGGCGCCACUACCCUGGCAACACUGUCACCUUCUGUGAUCUGGACCCUCAGGACAGGAAGUGGAGCAAAGCUGACGGUGGUGCAGCCAAGUUGUUUGGUUUCGUGGCGCGUAAACAGGGAAGCACAACCGACAACGUGAGCCACCUCUUCGCUGAGAUGGAUCCCGACCAGCCCGCCAGCGCCAUCGUCAGCUUCGUGUCCAAAAUGAUCGCCGCGCAAAAACGAUGAGCCUUCAAAUCAAAAACACCCUGGCGCUUUAAAAAAAAAACAAAAAAACAAAAAAACAAACCCGCCUUGGGUUGGUUUCUCUUCCUUUAAAAACCACGGACCUCGCUGGGCAGUUGAUGCUUCACCUUAGUGCGUCGAGUGUGUGUGCUGCUUGCAUGUGCUUUUCUUCUCGGACGGACUCAAGAGCGGACAAGAGGAAGUGAAGGAAGGGGCGCGGCUCUGUGCGGAAGAGGAUCAGGAGGACCGGUGGGAUCUCCCUGGUAGGGUAGCACAUGUGUGCAGAUGUUUUUAUUAAGUUCAACUUUUAUUUUUGUAAAAGAAGAAGUCACGUUGUUUGGAUGUAACAGUGGAUUGUAAAUCUUAUCAGGCUUUGACUCGGCAACCAAAGAUGACUAGUUUUCAAAGAAGCAAAAAAAAAAAAGAAAAAAAAACGAGGCUGCUUCAUCCAAAAUACUGUGUCUCUCUGUAUGUGCUGAAACCUUAGGUCAAUAGUGCUCCACCGAGAUGUGUAAAUACUGGCUUCCUGAGUAGGACUGUUAGAAGACAAUAGUGCCUGACGUACGGCUCCUGAAUAUGCAAACACUUGGUUCAUCCUGAAGAGAACACAGACGUGCGCUUGAACUGCUGAUGAUUUCAUAACCACAUCUUCAUCGGGGCGGCGUCCACACGACCGGGUUUUUAAGCUGAUUCUCUUUGAUUUGGAAAUGUCACAUGAUCCCAGCACCCAACCAUGGCAUGGAUGUUAAAUGCAUUUUCUUUAAGCUUCACUGGGGCCUUUGUGAAUGCACAACAUUAGCAUGGACAUUUUGUAGUGGCUUUCUAGAACUGUACUUUGAAAUUGGCCCUGUAGCUCACAGCACACUGUCAACCAGGACAGUCGGAACUGAGCAUCAAACCGUAGCCUCAGUUUUCCUCUCCUCAAGCAGCAUUUUCUCUGUGUAAUCGAACAUCAUGUGACCUCGUUUUUUUUGUUUCGCAGCAGUCAAUAACACGCCGACCACAACACUCACACCCUUCCUGAAAGUAAGCUAUCCAUAUAAAUAAACAUAUAUAGAUCUAUAAAUAUAUAUAUAUAUUAAAACUUCCAGUGACUUAAGAUAUUUAUUUUUGUUGCUUUGUUGCUCUAUGCUAUCGUGUAUACAUGUAUUAUAAAGGUAUACUUUACUGAACACAAGAAGAUGGCGUUUUAUUUUGGCUAAAGUGCGUCGACAUAUAAAAGGUGUCAAAUGUGUAUCACUGCUGUUUUUGAAUGUUUUCUUUCACAGCCUUCUCGCCUUUGUUAACUUCUUUUUUUUUUUUUUGUAAGAGACGAGAUAUAUUUUGUCUUGAAAGAUUGUGGUUUAAUUGUCCAAAUUGGAAGUGUAGUUUUAUGUACGAGGAAAUAGCUGAACAUGAAAACAAAAGGUCAAUGUUAGCACUUAAAUGUCAAAAUGUUUGUGUGUGUGUGUGUGUGCGUGCGUGCGCGCGUGUGUUUUUCCCCAUCACGUCAGAACUGCAUGUGUGACUUGCUCGAUGAAUCAGAUGUACUAAAACAUCCCGCUUGAUUGAAGCACGCUGAAACAGAAAUAUAUGAAUUAAAAGAAAAAAAAAAUCCAAAUCACACAUGUCAGAUGUUCAAAAGAAACAGAGCACUUAAAAGGGCUUUUUUUUAAACUAAAUUAUUUAUUAAACGAAGCUGCAUGCCGACCUAAACACUGCUUACUGUGGACUCAAAAACGUUUGGAAAAUGUUUCCAAAACUAGAUUAAAACUUGUUUUUUUUUUUACUGUUCAUAUGGAGAAUUCUUUCCUGGCGCUGAAACCAGGACACUGGCCUGAGGAGACUCUAUAGGUCCUGAGAAUGGCAAACCACAUACAGCCAGGCAGAGCAGAGAGUGCCAUCUAGUGGGCUCUGAACAUGAGGACACUUUUGACCCCCUGCCAAAGAUCCACUGAGCUUCAUACUUUCAAACCUAACUCUUGUUUUCCAUCUAUAAAAGGGGCCCCUCCAUUGGCAAUGAGAUGCCACUACUACUCCAGGUAGACGUAGCCAGGGAAGAACAUUCAACUUGUUCAUUCCCAUUUAAAUAUAUAUAAAAAUUUCCUGUUUCCCGCUGGUCAAACAAUUUCACAUUCCAUUACCGGGGCUCUUAAGGGGUCAAUUCUCCAUAUGAAAUAUUGUAAAAAUACAUCAACAACCUUCUUUUUUUUCCUGUGCAUUGAUUAUGUAAAGCAGAUUGAUCAUUACCAGCAUAAAAAGAGCGGUUCAUUUUGGACGCAGCUGAAGAGUGUUUUCCCUUCAAAGUGCUCCAGAGGACGCGGAACACUGUCGCGCGUUCUGUGUACACGGAGGGGACUUUUUGACUAUGGAAUGUGUGUAAGCAAGUGACGAUGCCUGUACAGAGCUUCGACCUUUCAUUUCCGAUCACUACGUUGUAUGGCUUUUUAUAUUUCUGUUGAACAAAAAUCACAUUAAAACAGUACAAAUUAAAAUAACAAAAGUCUGGUUUA
Molecule: messenger RNA, 10291 nt
Organism: Synchiropus splendidus (mandarinfish)
Lineage: Eukaryota; Metazoa; Chordata; Actinopteri; Syngnathiformes; Callionymidae
Gene: tns1b
Product: tensin 1b
Exons: 32
Coding region: 2628-7802 (1724 amino acids)
Biological process (GO): fibroblast migration
Molecular function (GO): protein binding
Source: RefSeq, a predicted model, not a curated record